Molecule: messenger RNA, 3199 nt
Organism: Oryctolagus cuniculus (rabbit)
Lineage: Eukaryota; Metazoa; Chordata; Mammalia; Lagomorpha; Leporidae
Gene: FAABTP
Product: fatty acid amide binding transmembrane protein
Cellular component (GO): membrane
Source: RefSeq, a predicted model, not a curated record
CGCGGGCGGCCGCGGCGCAUGCGCGCGAGCGGUGGCGGUGCUGCGGGACGCGCACUGGGCUCCAGGGGGUCUCAGCCCCGGGCCCGGGGGUGGCUCUCCGGGCGGGACCACGCUCGGCCAGGCGGGCAGUCUCCCGAGACUUGCCCAGGUGCUCGUGUCUUGUUUUCCAUGACAGAUCUUGACGACAAUAUAUGCGAAAGAUACGUCAAGAUGAUAACAAAUAUAGUUAUAUUGAGCCUGAUCAUUUGCAUUUCUUUGGCUUUCUGGAUUAUGUCAAUGACGGCAAGCACCUACUAUGGUAAUUUGCGACCUAUUUCUCCUUGGCGUUGGCUGUUUUCUGUUGUUGUUCCUGUUCUGAUCGUCUCUAAUGGCAUUAAAAAGAAAAGUCUGGAUCACAGUGGGGCUCUCGGAGGGCUAGUGGUUGGAUUUAUCUUAACCAUUGCAAAUUACAGUUUCUUUACCUCUUUGCUGAUGUUUUUCCUUUCUUCUUCGAAACUCACCAAAUGGAAAGGAGAAACAAAGAAGCGUCUAGAUUCAGAAUAUAAGGAAGGAGGGCAAAGGAAUUGGGUUCAGGUGUUCUGUAAUGGAGCCGUGCCUACAGAGCUGGCCCUACUGUUCAUGAUAGAAAAUGGCCCCGGGGAAAUCCCAAUUGAUUUCUCCAAGCAGUACACUGCUUCCUGGAUGUGUUUGUCUCUCUUGGCUGCACUGGCCUGCUCUGCUGGAGACACCUGGGCUUCCGAGGUUGGCCCGGUUCUGAGUAAAAGCCCGCCAAGGCUGAUAACAACCUGGAAGAAAGUUCCUGUUGGGACAAAUGGAGGAGUCACCAUGGUGGGCCUUGCUUCCAGUCUCCUUGGUGGUACCUUUGUGGGCCUUGCAUACUUUCUCACACAGUUGAUUUUUGUGAAUGAUUUAGACUUAUCUGCUCCCCAGUGGCCAAUUAUUGCAUUUGGGGGUAUAGCUGGGUUACUAGGAUCAAUUGUGGACUCGUAUUUAGGAGCGACAAUGCAGUUUUCUGGUUUGGAUGAAACCACUGGCAUGGUGGUCAACAGCCCAACGAAUGAGGCAAAGCACAUAUCAGGAAAACCUAUUCUUGAUAACAAUGCAGUGAACCUGUUUUCUUCUGUACUUAUUGCCCUCUUGCUCCCAACAGUUGCUUGGGGUUUUUGGCCCAGGGAAUGAACUUCAUUUCAUUUCCACUAGUGAGUUCAGCUAACCUUGUAAUUCCAAAUUUCAUCCAAAGAGUAAUUGUAAUGGAAGAGAUUGGAAAUGCUAGCUCCUUCCAUAUUCCAUUGUGAUGGAAUUCCGCAUUUUCCUUUCAUCAAGUAUCUUGUCACAGCUAACGAGAAGAAUGCAGAGAAUUUUCACAUUUUUUUUUCUGCUGAAUGGAACUUCUUCAACAAUAGAGUAUAUUUACCCUAUAUAUUGCUGUAAAUUGAACUCAAAGAUCCUACAAAGUCAAUGUAAGUUUUAUUUUGCUUGUGUAAAUGAGUAUAAGAACUAAAAAUGAUGAUAUUUUUAAACUAUUUUCAGUUGUAGCGGAGAAAUGCCACUAGUCCAGUGCAAUACCUGUUUUAAAUGAUUCAAGGUAAUGUAUGGAAACCUCAGUAAGUGUAGUAUACCAGACUUCUAUUACCUUGCCAUUCACAAUUGUGAAAAGUGUGGAGAUUAUGAAUUAUGUGGCCUACUGCACAUUUUUUUUCCUUUCUCAGGGUAAGUGAUUUUUUUUAAAAAAAGUAAAUAUCUUUUUCAUAUGACCAUUAGGAAGCAUAAAAAUUAUUUUUGACUAGAAAUUUAAAAAUUUAUCUCUAAAAAUGUGCACCUUAUUAUAAAUUGCAGUUUUCUGAAUAGAAACUAUCUUGAGUUCAUUAUUUUUUGCUUUCUUUUAAGAAUGUGUAGGAAUCUGGUAUAGCAUUGGCAUCCUAAACAGUUGAAAGUCACUGGAAAAUUACUUUAAUUUUUUUUAUUUACUGUUCUGUAAGUUGUGGGAAAAUACUAUGAUUUUGUUAUACCUCGUCUACAGUAUGCUCUCCUUUAUGUUAUAACCUCAACUAAGGUGAAUUCUGCUUUUCUGUUUUGUUCUUCACUGAUUUCCUGUGUGCUAAACGAGUUUUGACAUGGUACAGAUUUUUCUGCUAAACAUACUUUAAAAUGUUUCUUUCUCCAUACCUUCCUUCCCCCUGCCCCCAAUACUUUCUGUGUUCUUAAGAGAUUUGGAAAGGAUUCCAUGAAUAAGGCACCACCAAGCAGUUCAUAAUCUAGAGCUGAAUUGGUUCAAGAAGAAAAAACAGUUCACACCCUUAAUCUUUAAGCCAGUCUGUGUUGGAUCACAACCAUUGCUUUUGAAUUUUGGAUAUAUGUUGGAAGCACCUGGACAGGUUUUUAAAAAAAUUUGUAUCUGGGCUUUACACUCCAAAAUUUUGAUUUAUUUGAUCUUGGGUAGAGCCUAGGUAUUGAUUCCUAGUUGCUAUGUAUGUAGGAUGCUGGCCACAGCAAUGCCAACUUCACCUCAAUUUCAUAAAGACCUAGUAUAGAGAAAAAUCAUGUGGAAUGAGAAGUUUUAGUCUUUAGUACAUGCCUGCAGUAUGAACAGCUCCUGCCUUUUUGGCCCAGCACUUAGGUGAGGGCCCAUUCAACUUCCUGAAGUUUCAGCUGAUGUUCCCAGUGCCAUCACAAUGAGAAUGAACUAUACUAGCCACCAAACCCAGGUGAAUUGUGUGUGCGUUAAAAAUGCAAGGCAAGUAAUGCAACUGAAUUAUUUAAUCUUCUAUGGAGUAUUUGUAGCUGUAAUUCCAUGCUGUCAUGAGUUUGCUUUUUAAAUGUGUUCAAUACAUGUUUGUUGAAUUAAGUUGUUCAACUCUAAUCAGGAUUUCCCUUACAAGUCUCCAAAAGUUAAUAAUCUGGAGCAUAUUCCUGAAGGGAAACAAAGAAACAAAAAAACAAUUUGGCUACCUACCUUUCUGAGGACUGUGAUGAUUACAACUUUUCUCAGUCAUGUGAAACAAUAUUAAUGGUUUUGGAAUAAAUUGAGUCAGGAAAUUAUGGUAGAAGGAAUAGUCCCUGAAAUUAUUUUCCCUUCAAGACUAAGCAUCAGUUCUCUUCUGUUUAUCAUUAACUGCACUUAAAAAUGUGUUUUGCAAUGUGGCAAUUUUUUUAUGUUUGGGUUUUUCCAUUUUAUUAAAAUGUUUAAUUACUUAAGUAA